Messenger RNA from Malania oleifera, 240 nucleotides. RefSeq lists its product as uncharacterized. NCBI's taxonomy places the organism in Eukaryota, Viridiplantae, Streptophyta, Magnoliopsida, Santalales, Ximeniaceae. The record is from RefSeq and is a predicted model, not a curated record.
AUGGAGGGUCAUGUGGAAAAGAUCAUACUUCAUAGGCUUAGCAUGCCAGAGAAAGUGCUGCUGAACCUUCUUCACCCCAAGCUGCAUUUCCAGAUAUUUUCCUCAGUUAUUAAAAGGAGUAUGUUCUUUAAGUUCGGAAUGUCUUUCUCUGCAACUAACACCGAGAAGCCUCCCCAAUCCAACACACCAAAAAACGGUGGUACAAAGUUGUCAGAUAUAAUCACAGGAACACACUCAUAA